Molecule: messenger RNA, 414 nt
Organism: Psylliodes chrysocephalus
Lineage: Eukaryota; Metazoa; Arthropoda; Insecta; Coleoptera; Chrysomelidae
Source: the annotation of a GenBank genome assembly
AUGCUUUUGAGUGGUUUGUUAUCUCAAGAGUCACACAAUAGAAGUUUUUCAGAGAAAAAUAUUCCUUAUGAUCAUGAAGAUGAUAUCACAGAAAUGGAAUUGUCAAUUAAAGAAGUCAAUACAGAAAAAUUUAUUGGUAAUAAAUCUGAUCCAUCUUUUAAACGAAUUAAUUCUAGAUUAGUUCACUUGUCUAAUAGGGUAGCUAAUUUAAAAGUAGACUCUGAUGAAGAAGUUACAGCCCAAAAUACAAUAAAAACAAAAAUAAUCAUGUUAGAAGCUGAUUUAUCAGAAAAAAUUAAUAAUAAUUCUUCAAGUUUUAACUCUAGUACUGUAUCUACAGAACAAGUUAGUUGUCCUUCAUAUAUAAGUGUAGAUGUUCAUAAAUGGGGUGUAUUCUAUAAUGGUAAUAAUUAG